Messenger RNA from Protopolystoma xenopodis, 792 nucleotides. The record is from the annotation of a GenBank genome assembly. Lineage: Eukaryota; Metazoa; Platyhelminthes; Monogenea; Polystomatidea; Polystomatidae.
UCAACGCCUUCGAUCCGGGACUCAAACCAUGAGCCCGAUGAGGCCGAGUACGCGGCAGCAGCCUGUGCGGCUGUUGAAAGCGUUGUCUCUGCACUCGUCGGGCACCGUCCUCCCGAUCCCUUGAGACGGGUUGAUCCCAGUCUUGAGGGAACUGGCACUGAUCGACUCUUCUCUUUGUCACUUGCCCCGCGUCUUAUUGAGCCAACAGUAUCUGCUUGCCGUACUCUUCCAGCCAGUGGUAUUCGUAGAUCUUUCCUUCACAUUGACGGCCUCCAGGCAGAUAUUGGUCGAGACGAAGAAGAUGGAGAAGAAGAGGAUGGUGAAGAAGACGAGGAUGAUGAGGAAGAGGAAGAAGAAGGAGCUACACUCAGAGGUGGAAAUUUUCAUGUUGAUCACUCCUCUCUGUCCACUAAUGGUCUCUUAAAGUCAGUUGGGGAAUCCGAUCUUGGCUCUCCUAGCAUCCCUGGUCGUUCUUUAUCCGGUGCACUCAUAGCACAUUCCCAAAGUCAGCAACAGCAGCAACAGUUGCAAUCGGCUGUUGCUACAACAGCUUGUCUAAUGGCACCGAAUGAACAUUUUCCCUGCUCUGUUUGUGGUAAGCCGUUUCAAGCCAAGGCAUUGCUACUCAAACACAGGAUAGUGCACGAUGAGCCAAAGCACAUUUGCAACACUUGUGGCCGGUGCUUUGUUCGCGAGGACAAAUUGAAGCGACAUGUGAUGUCGAUACACACUCUGGAGAAGCCGCACGUUUGCACCAUCUGUACAAAAGCCUUCUCUCGAAAAUUCAAUUGA